GACGCAGGCGCACUGCACCGCGCCGCCGCCAUUUUGUGCCCGAGCCUGUGGAGCGAUUAAACCGUGCGCGGAGCUGCUUCUUUGGCGGCAGCGGCGGUGGCGGUAGCCGGUGCGGGUGCGCGGAGCUGGCCGGGGACGCCGGGUGGCCGGAGCGGUGGAGCGGCGGCGGAGCGGGCGCUGCAGGGGGUGUGGCGCGGAGAAUGAUCACACAUCUGGAGCCAAAGAACAAGAUGCACUAGUGGACAGAUUGCUAACCAGGGGCUUGAGAGUUCUGUUUUCCCUCCUCAAACUGACUUUGCAGUCACGGAGAGGAAGGGGAAAUGGAAGGUGAGGCGGUUGAAGCCAUUGUGGAAGAGUCUGAAACUUUCAUUAAAGGAAAGGAAAGAAAGACUUACCAGAGACGCCGGGAAGGGGGCCAGGAAGAGGACACUUGUCACCUGCCCCAGAACCAGACUGAUGGGGGUGAGGUGGUCCAGGAUGUCAAUAGCAGUGUACAGAUGGUAAUGAUGGAACAGCUGGAUCCCACCCUUCUUCAGAUGAAGACUGAAGUAAUGGAGGGUACAGUCGCUCCAGAAGCAGAGGCUGCUGUGGACGAUACCCAGAUCAUAACCUUGCAGGUUGUAAAUAUGGAGGAACAGCCCAUAAACAUAGGAGAGCUUCAGCUUGUCCAAGUACCCGUUCCCGUGACUGUACCUGUUGCCACCACUUCGGUAGAAGAACUUCAGGGGGCUUAUGAGAAUGAAGUGUCUAAAGAGGGCCUUGCAGAAAGCGAACCCAUGAUAUGUCACACCUUACCUUUGCCCGAAGGGUUUCAAGUGGUGAAAGUAGGGGCCAAUGGAGAGGUGGAGACGCUAGAGCAAGGGGAACUUCCGCCUCAAGAAGAUCCUAGUUGGCAAAAAGACCCAGAUUAUCAGCCGCCAGCCAAAAAAACAAAGAAAACCAAAAAGAGCAAACUGCGUUACACAGAGGAGGGCAAAGAUGUGGAUGUAUCUGUCUACGAUUUUGAGGAAGAGCAGCAGGAGGGUCUGCUAUCGGAGGUUAAUGCAGAGAAAGUGGUUGGUAACAUGAAGCCUCCAAAACCAACAAAAAUUAAAAAGAAAGGUGUAAAGAAGACAUUCCAGUGUGAGCUGUGCAGUUAUACAUGUCCACGGCGUUCAAAUUUGGAUCGUCACAUGAAAAGUCACACUGAUGAGAGACCACACAAGUGCCAUCUCUGUGGCAGGGCAUUCAGAACAGUCACCCUCCUGAGGAAUCACCUUAACACACACACAGGUACUCGUCCUCACAAGUGCCCAGACUGUGACAUGGCCUUUGUGACUAGUGGAGAAUUGGUGCGGCAUCGUCGUUAUAAACACACCCAUGAGAAGCCAUUUAAGUGUUCCAUGUGCGAUUACGCCAGUGUAGAAGUCAGCAAAUUAAAACGUCACAUUCGCUCUCAUACUGGGGAGCGUCCGUUCCAGUGCAGCUUGUGCAGUUAUGCCAGCAGGGACACAUACAAGCUGAAAAGGCACAUGAGAACUCAUUCAGGGGAAAAACCUUAUGAAUGUUAUAUUUGUCAUGCUCGGUUUACCCAAAGUGGUACCAUGAAGAUGCACAUUUUACAGAAGCACACAGAAAAUGUGGCCAAAUUUCACUGUCCCCACUGUGACACUGUCAUAGCCCGAAAAAGUGAUUUGGGUGUCCACUUGCGAAAGCAGCAUUCCUACAUUGAGCAAGGCAAGAAAUGUCGAUACUGCGAUGCUGUGUUUCAUGAGCGCUAUGCCCUCAUCCAGCAUCAGAAGUCACACAAGAACGAGAAGCGCUUUAAGUGUGACCAGUGUGAUUACGCUUGCAGACAGGAGAGGCACAUGAUCAUGCACAAGCGCACCCACACUGGGGAGAAGCCUUAUGCCUGCAGCCACUGCGACAAGACCUUCCGCCAGAAACAGCUCCUCGACAUGCACUUCAAACGCUAUCAUGACCCCAACUUUGUCCCUGCGGCCUUUGUCUGUUCUAAGUGUGGGAAAACCUUUACACGCCGGAAUACCAUGGCAAGACAUGCUGACAAUUGUGCUGGUCCAGAUGGCGUAGAAGGGGAAAACGGAGGGGAAACAAAGAAGAGUAAACGUGGCAGAAAAAGAAAGAUGCGUUCCAAAAAAGAAGACUCCUCUGACAGUGGAAUCUGGUCUAGAUUUGAGCAAUGAAUCUAAUGGACAUGAAGAAGUUUUCUUAAGCAUCUUGACCAACUUCUGGUUUGACUGCCUCUGUCAGCCUAGCCUUGAGAUGUGUUGAUCAAAUCCAUGAAGAAAAUGCUGAGCCAGACCUGGAUGACAAUGAGGAUGAGGAGGAACCUGCUGUGGAAAUUGAACCCGAGCCAGAGCCUCAGCCUGUGACCCCAGCCCCACCCCCUGCCAAGAAGCGGAGAGGACGCCCUCCUGGCAGAACCAACCAGCCCAAACAGACCCAGCCAACAGCCAUCAUCCAGGUGGAAGACCAGAAUACAGGUGCAAUUGAGAACAUUAUAGUUGAAGUCAAAAAAGAGCCAGACGCAGAGCCCGUGGAGGGGGAGGAAGAGGAGGCCCAGCCAGCCGCCACAGACGCCCCCAACGGAGACCUCACGCCUGAGAUGAUCCUCAGCAUGAUGGACCGGUGAUGGCGGGGCCUUGCUCAUCGCCAGGACUGCUCUGGGCUGUGUUUAAACGGCCCGCAUCUUAAUUUUUCUCCCUUCUUUCUUCUUUUGGCUUUGGGAAAAGCAUCAUUUUACACCAUUUUACCAAACACACUGAGAACUAAAACUUCAAGGAUGAUGUUAGAAAAAUGUGAUUUUACUAGAACUUGCUGUUUGAUGUUAGCAAAUCAUGGAAUGUUCUGAGUCCCUGAGGGUUUACUGUGAAGUGCUGAGGACAGUGUUGAUGCCUAACUGGUUUUCUUAGAUGGAAACAGAGACAUUGAACCCUCUCUCUUGCUAUGGUAAACCACUCCAGAAUGGCCACCGGGUUUCCCAGAGUUCUAGGUCUUCUUCCCAGGAGAGUUUUUAAUUGUAAAUGCAGACUUGGGAAGGACUUACACUUUUAAACUGGUUUUUGCUUCUGCUUCUCCCUGGCUCCCUUUGCUCGGAGCCAGCUGCACGCCAGUAGUAUGGCAUGCCGCGGCCGGCGUCUGUCCUGAAGGCUUUGCCUCUUUCUGGGCAGAGUUUCUGGUAUGGUCAAGCUUGUAAAUAACUUUUUUUACAUUUUAAUCUUUUCCAUUAAUUAAGAGGGUGAAAAGAAGUGCAGUGUAAGAAAACCCAGCAUUUUAAUUACUUGCAAAUUAAGUUACCACAGACUCUGUCGUGUGUAAAUGUUGACAAGGAAUUGGAUCACAAUCAUGUAGCAGAAUGGCACCGAGACUGCUGCCCGCUAGUGACGGACGCCCACACGGAAGAUCGCGAUUUCCAGCCCGUGGAGCCAGCAUUUGAACCUUGUACAAUUAACUUUCAGUUAUGAUUUCCCAUCUACAUUUUCUUUGCUCUGUUUGUAGCUGAAUUUUGUGUUUUAUAAUUCCUCUGUUCAAGCAGAAGGGUGAUUAUGAGUGGGUCACAGCAGCCCUUAAAAGCUGGGCCAGAAAAUUUCACUAGGUCAGUAAUUUAAACUUUGGAUCUGCAAAACAAAAUAAUGUGAAACAAAACCAACUCAAAAGUGAUUCUUGCACAUGAACUGUCACACGUUUGAAAUGUGUUUUUUAGAGAGCCUCAGUCUUGCUGAUUUCAAACACUUUUUUCUUCUGUGUAUUGCUUUUAAAAGAGCCAUCAGUUAGCUAUCAGACUCUAGGUUGAUGCAUUUUGUACUUAGCUGUACUGUGUGAUAUUUUUCAUUAUUUUAGGACGCCAACAUGAGACCUGUAAUAAAAUAUGUAAUGGGGUUGAAAGCUGGGGAGGAGGACCUACUGCUGUACAGCUAAUAAAUCAUAACGGAUUAACAAGUGCUCCAGA
Molecule: messenger RNA, 3949 nt
Organism: Odobenus rosmarus divergens (Pacific walrus)
Lineage: Eukaryota; Metazoa; Chordata; Mammalia; Carnivora; Odobenidae
Gene: CTCF
Product: CCCTC-binding factor (zinc finger protein)
Exons: 13
Coding region: 321-2183 (620 amino acids)
Biological process (GO): regulation of transcription by RNA polymerase II
Cellular component (GO): nucleus
Molecular function (GO): DNA-binding transcription factor activity, RNA polymerase II-specific; RNA polymerase II transcription regulatory region sequence-specific DNA binding
Source: RefSeq, a predicted model, not a curated record